This is a messenger RNA of Scomber japonicus (chub mackerel), 3264 nucleotides long. It is a transcript of the gene dgki, whose product is annotated as diacylglycerol kinase, iota. NCBI's taxonomy places the organism in Eukaryota, Metazoa, Chordata, Actinopteri, Scombriformes, Scombridae. The record is from RefSeq and is a predicted model, not a curated record. Gene Ontology annotation, cellular component: nucleus. Gene Ontology annotation, biological process: regulation of synaptic transmission, glutamatergic; diacylglycerol metabolic process; intracellular signal transduction. Gene Ontology annotation, molecular function: protein binding; ATP-dependent diacylglycerol kinase activity. The transcript is spliced from 33 exons. Bases 1 to 2850 code for a protein of 949 amino acids.
AUGGACCCCCAAGCGAAGGACCGCACCACCAACCCGGCGGCUCGGGGCUUCAGCGGUCGCCCGGCCUCUCUGGGAGCCGACGGGGGCGACUCGGAGUCCGGCGCCGGCUCAGAGGAGGCUGCCGUCGGCUGCUGCAGCGAUACGUUCAGCAGCCUGCCCGACAUCGAGCAGGAGACACUGGAGGAGAAAUUAAGAACACUGGCGUUCAGAAAACAGACGUCGUAUCGGAAAGCCAUCUCUCGUUCAGGCCUCCAGCACCUCGGUCCACCUCAGCCCUCCCUGCCGCCCGCAUCCAACGGCCCCAACAAGGAGCUCCGCGCCGGCGUGGACUGGACGGAGAACGCAGUGAACGGAGAUCACCUGUGGAUGGAGACAAGCUGCUCUGGAGAGCUCUGUUACCUGGGAGAAGAUACCUGCCUGCUAAAGACCGCAAAGUCGGCCCCCAGGAAGAAAUGUGCUGCCUGCAAGAUCGUCGUUCACACCAGCUGCAUGGAGCAACUAGAAAAGAUCAACUUUAGAUGCAAGCCAACUUUCAGAGAGGGAGGAUCCCGCUGCCUCAGAGAUCAGAACAUACUGAGACAUCACUGGGUUCACAGACGAAGACAGGAGGGCAAAUGCAGACAGUGUGGAAAGAGUUUUCAACAGAAGUUCUUCCACAGUAAAGAAAUCAUCGCCAUCAGUUGUUCCUGGUGUAAACAAGCUUUCCACAACAAGGUGACGUGUUUCAUGCUGCACCAGAUUGAGGAGCCGUGUUCACUGGGAGCCCACGCUGGUGUCAUCGUACCUCCGUCCUGGAUCAUCAAAGUCAGGAAACCACAGAGCUCACUUAAGAACUCUGCCAGAAGAAAAAAACGGACAUCUUUCAAACGAAGGACAAGCAAGAAGGGAAUGGAUGAGUCCAAAUGGCGUCCGUUCAUGUUGAAGCCUCUCCCCUCUCCUCUCAUGAAGCCCAUCUUAGUUUUUGUUAAUCCCAAGAGCGGCGGCAACCAGGGUGCCAAGGUGUUACAGAUGUUCAUGUGGAUCUUGAACCCACGACAAGUCUUUGACCUGUCGCAGGGUGGGCUUCGAGAAGCGUUGGAGUUAUACAGGAAAGUGCCAAAUCUGAGGAUCCUCGCCUGCGGAGGUGACGGGACGGUGGGGUGGAUCCUGUCCACUCUAGAUGAGCUACAGAUGAACCCCCAGCCUCCUGUUGCUGUUCUUCCUCUGGGAACAGGAAAUGACCUCGCCAGGACGCUCAACUGGGGCGGGGGUUACACAGACGAGCCGGUGUCCAAGGUUCUGUGUCACGUGGAGGACGGCUCGGUGGUGCAGCUGGACAGGUGGAACCUCCUGGUGGAGAAAAGUGCCGUCCAACCGGUGGAAGGCACUCAGAAGGUCAGCCUGAAUGUGUUCAACAACUACUUCAGCCUGGGCUUCGACGCCCACGUCACCCUGGAGUUCCACGAGUCCAGAGAGGCCAACCCAGAAAAGUUUAACAGUCGCUUCCGCAACAAGAUGUUCUAUGCAGGAGCUGCAUUCUCCGAUUUCCUCCAGAGAAGCUCCAGGGAUUUGUCCAAGCACGUCAGAGUGGUGUGCGAUGGUACAGAUCUGACUCCUAAGAUCCAGGAGUUAAAAUUCCAGUGCAUUGUGUUUCUAAACAUUCCCAGGUACUGUGCUGGCACCAUGCCGUGGGGAAACACAGGCGACCACCGGGACUUUGAACCUCAGCGCCAUGACGACGGCUGCAUCGAAGUUAUCGGCUUCACUAUGGCCUCACUGGCGGCGCUGCAGGUUGGCGGUCACGGGGAGAGGCUGCACCAAUGCAGGGAGGUCGUUCUUACCACGUUCAAGACUGUACCUGUUCAGGUGGACGGCGAGCCUUGUCGACUGUCUCCCUCCACUCUCCGCAUCUCCCUUCGAAAUCAGGCCAACAUGGUCCAGAAGAGCAAGAGACGCACCUCUGUGCCCCUGCUUAACGAUCCUCACGCAGUACCAGAUCGUCUCCGUCUGCGAGUUAAUCGGAUCAGCCUGCAGGAGUACGACAGACUGCAGUACGACAAGGAACAACUAAGAGACAUCUCUAUCCCAGUAGGCAUUGUUGUGGUGAGGGGAGACUGUGACCUGGAGACAUGCAGACUCUACAUCGACAGAUUACAAGAGGAUUUACACCAGGCGCCAUCUACUGGCCUCAGAGUGCACUAUCAGGAUGAGAGCAGAGGCAUCCCGAGGUCCAGCUCAUCCAGCAGACUCUCUCCCAACUGGAGCUUCUUAGACUCCACGUCAGCUGAUCGCUUCUAUCGCAUCGACAAAGCUCAGGAGCACCUGCACUUCGUAACAGAAAUUUGUCAAGACGAGGUGUUUAUCCUGGACCACGAGGGACCUGUGGUGAGCCAGGUGCCGUCCACGGGGAUGCCCGAUCUGGUGGUGGAACCUGCUGCUGGUGCUCCAUUGACACCUGAGGAACAAGCUCUGCUAACAGCUGCCAGUUGCGGGGAUCUUUCUAUGAUGUCGGAGUGUGUGCGUCGAGGCGUCAGCUUGCUGGUCAGAGACUCUGGAGGUUGUUCGGCGUUGCAUAAAGCCGCACACAACGGACACACAGAGGUGGUCAGCUACAUACUGCAACAGGGCUCCAAAGUGCUUCUGGAUUUAGCCGACAGAGAGAAAGGGGACACUGCCUUGCACAAAGCUGCCUCAGAGAAGAAACACAGCGUGUGUCGUUUGCUGGUGGAGGCCGGGGCGUCACUCGAUAAACCCAACUUCCAGGGGAAGACGGCGGUGCAGCUAGCGGACGGAGACUCUGAGCUGAGCGCCUACCUGAACACCCAACAACAAAAAUCAGCCACCCACGAGGACUUGGAAACGGCUGUCUGAAUCACCCACACACACACACACACACACAUUCACACACACACUCGCUCAUUCUCUCUGUCUCUCUGGACCCUGCACACACACUCGACGCCGAGAGAGAGAGAAAAGUGUAAAGAAACAAAAGUUUAAAACCAGAAAAUGAACAGAGUCUGGAUUUAGGAGAUAAAUCGAGACGAAACCACACCAGGAGUGAACUGCUUCAGCUUCACAAAAAGCACCGCAGUGGAGAGAUACAACAAAAAAAAAAACAAUGUUUUAAUGGUCAAAAAUAUUUAUUUGUAUUUAUUUAUUCAUAUUCUAUUUAUUGGUUGUACUGAUUGAUGGAUUUGAGUGAUUGAUUGUACAGUAUAACGGUUCAGGAUGCAAGUGCACUUUGACCAGCCGAAAAAAACACACAUGACGUCUCUCUCUCUCUCU